Messenger RNA from Dentiscutata heterogama, 312 nucleotides. Lineage: Eukaryota; Fungi; Glomeromycota; Glomeromycetes; Diversisporales; Gigasporaceae. The record is from the annotation of a GenBank genome assembly.
AUGUCAAACACAUAUUACACAAUUAUUGAUUCUUCUGAGUCUUCUCCUGAAGGCUCCAUGGUCUCUUCUCAAAAUUCUCAGGUUGAAAAAAAGCAAAAGAUUACUAAUUCUUCCCCAGAAUCUUCUAAUAAAGUUACUGAAAUCUCUAUUCAAGAUCCUAAAAACUAUGUUAAUUCCGAUUAUUCCAAAAAAAAGCAAAAGCAUGAAAUUGAGUAUGAAUAUUCUGACGAAUCUGAUAAUGACUUUAACCCUCUUUUCAACGAAGAAAAGCGGAUGAGGAAAAAUAAUGAAAAAGAUCAACAAAACCGAUAA